UGCUGUGUGUUUUCCGUUCACUGUCCGACUGUGGGCGAUUUUCGGCGGGUACCGUUAAAAUGGCGCUGCUCUUGCCAGGAGCUGAAGACCACCGGAGGAAAAGCGACAGUGGAUAAAAUCACACUGCCGACACCGCUUCUGCUUGUACGGGAGGUGGAAUUAACUCCACUAUGGCGACGCUCGAUCAGAAAUCACCCAACGUGCUUCUGCAGAGUCUGUGCUGUAAGAUCACGGGCAAGAGUGAAGCCGAUGUAGCCCAUCAGUUCCAGUACGCCGUGCGGGUCAUUGGUAGUAAUUACGCACCCACCAUUGAACGGGAUGAGUUUCUGGUGUCUGAGAAAAUUAAAAAGGAAUUGUUGAAACAAAGGAGAGAGGCAGAUGCCGCCCUUUUCUCUGAGCUGCACAGAAAGCUUCAGACCCAGGGUGUGUUGAAACACAGAUGGUCCAUCUUAUACCUUCUGCUCAGCCUCUGUGAGGACCCAAGGAAGCCGUCCGGUCGGGUGCCUGUGUGCAGUUAUGGAGCUCUUAAUGCUCAGGCUUUGCCCCGUGAUGUCCACUCUACCCCGUUCUACUAUGCCCGUCCCCAGAGUCUUCCUCUUAGUUACCCAGACUCUGCAGCCGCCCACAACUCCAGCAUGGCCACCAGUGGCAUCAGCAGUAUGGGGGUGUUCACGAUCAAUGGGCCUGGGCCGACCCCUCCAUCACUUAUUACUGGACCUGGUCCACAGGCAGUCGGUGAGUCUAUGAGAGGGUCUCGGCUAGCCUGGACUCUCCCAGUCUCUUGUUCCCCCUCUGGGGCAGGUACUGCUCCACGGCCUACCAGUGGACCAUCUGCCAGCCCAGUACCCAGAGUCCCACAAAAACCACGACGGGACGGAGAUGGCAGCGCUGAGAUUGGGGAGGCGGCUCUUGUUCGAGACAUUCUGUACGUUUUCCAGGGGAUAGAUGGAAAGUUCAUCAAGAUGUGCAGUCCAGAAAACUGCUACAAAAUCGAUUCUAAGGUGCCACUAUGUAAGUCUCUAAGAGACACUAGCAGUAGGCUGGCUGAGCUUGGAUGGCUUCACAAUAAAAUCAGAAAAUACACUGAUUCACACAGCCUGGACCGAGCCUUCGGCCUUGUUGGACAGAGUUUUUGUGCUGCCUUACAUCAAGAGCUGAAGGAAUACUACCGGCUGCUGUCUGUACUGCAUGCACAGCUGCAGAUGGAGGAUGAUCAGGGUGUAAAUGAGGCCUUGGAUAGCUGUCUGACUCUGAGAAGACUGCUGGUAUGGACCUACGACCCCAAAGUUCGGCUGAAAACACUGGCGGCCCUCGUGGACUACUGCCAAGGGCGUAAAGGAGGAGAGUUGGCCUCGGCAGUGCAUGCUUACGGAAAGACAGGCGACCCCCAUAUGAGAGCGUUGAUCCAGCACAUUCUUGGUCUGGUGUCCCACCCCAUUCUCAACUUCCUGUAUCGCUGGAUCUAUGAUGGGGAGCUGGAGGAUACAUACCAUGAGUUCUUUGUAGCUUCAGACCCAACAGUGAAGACGGACAGACUGUGGCAUGAUAAGUACUCUUUAAGGAAGAGUAUGAUCCCAUCCUUCAUCGCCAUGGACCAGGCCAGGAAGGUGCUACUCAUUGGCAAAUCCAUUAACUUCUUGCAUCAGGUAUGCCAUGACAGAACACCGCCGGCGAAGAUAAUGCCUGCCUCCAAAUCCAGCGACUCGCCCAAAGAUGCGGCAGAGUUGUUUACAGAUCUUGAAGGGCCCUUUCAGAGUAAGAUAGAUGCUGCAUAUUUUGAGACCAGUAAGUAUCUGUUGGAUGUUUUGAAUAAGAACUACCAGCUGCUGGAGCAUCUUCAGGCCAUGCGAAGAUACCUGCUGUUGGGCCAGGGAGACUUCAUCAGACACCUCAUGGACCUCUUGAAGCCAGAGUUGGUGAGGGCUGCCACCACUCUUUACCAACACAAUCUAACUGGUAUCCUGGAGACUGCUGUCAGGGCGACCAAUGCCCAGUAUGACAGUCCAGAGAUCCUGAAAAGACUUGAUGUCCGACUGCUAGAGGUAUCUCCAGGGGACACUGGUUGGGAUGUCUUCAGUUUGGACUAUCAUGUAGAGGGACCCAUUGCCACGGUGUUCACACGUGAGUGUAUGAGUCACUACCUACGGGUGUUUAACUUCCUGUGGAGGGCCAAGAGAAUGGAGUAUAUCCUCACAGACAUCUGGAAGGGCCAGAUGUGCAAUGCCAAACUACUGAAGAGCAUGCCUGAGCUGUCUGGUGUGUUGCACCAGUGCCAUGUUCUUGCCUCUGAGAUGGUUCACUUCAUCCACCAGAUGCAGUACUACAUCACAUUUGAGGUGUUGGAAUGUUCUUGGGAUGAGUUGUGGAAUAAAGUUCAACAGGCUCGGGAUCUGGAUCACAUCAUAGCAGCUCAUGAUGUUUUCCUGGACACUAUCAUCUCUCGCUGCCUGCUGGACGUAAACAACAGGUCUCUGUUGAAUCAGUUGCGUGCUGUGUUUGAUCAAAUCAUCGAGUUUCAGAGCGCUCAGGACACUCUAUACCGCUCCGCUCUAGAAGAGCUACAGCUCCGCAUCCAGUAUGAGGACAAGAAGAAACAGAAAGGGGAGAUGGGUGAGUGGGGUGUAACAGCACAGCAAGAGGCCGAAGAGAACAGACGUAUGCAGGAGUUUAAAGACACCAUACCAAAAAUGUGCUCUCAGCUCAGAUUACUCACACACUUCUACCAGGGCAUCGUGCAGGAGUUUCUACGGCUGCUAAUGAACAGCACUGAUGAGAGUCUUCAGUUCCUCAGUUUCCGACUGGACUUCAAUGAGCAUUAUAAAGCCCGUGAUCCACGUCUGCGACCCUCACUAGGGGCCUCCAGGGGGCGGCGAAGCUCCAACAUCUAACCUUGUGGAUGCGGCCUUUGGGGAACUUUAUUUUGUGUGGUUGCUAUGUCAAGAGACUGUUUAAUAAUAGGGCUACUCGGAUCUCUUCUGGCGCUCUAAUGAAAUCAUAUAAAAGUCCAAUUCUAUUUGGUUUAUAGAAUAUACUAUUUCCAUGACAUCGCCAAACGAUUUCAAUCACACACAAUCAACUAUCCAGUGGGUUUAGAGUGUAACUUUCAGUACCACAAGGUCACAGAUCUGUCAUCAGUUGUGUAGUUAAUGCGUGAAUAUACUAGUUUUUUUGUUGAUGUUUUUAAGAUUUUGUUAAUAUUUAAGAUUCCAUUUUUUAUUUACAUUAGUUGUUUUUUCCCUAGUGCCGUUUUUUGAUACUUUAAAGUCUUGUUUGUCAUAUUCAAAUAAAAAAAGCCUCCAGGUGUCACGCACAUAAAUAAUAAAUCUGAUUGGUGGUGAUGUCUGAAUAAUUUCUCCUAUUGUACUUAUUCUUACAUUUUGUGGCAUCCCCUGUAAUGGAUCAGGUUUGGUUUGGAUUUGAAACUGUCUUGGUUCAGUGAAAGAAGAAAAUGUACCCAAUAAUAUAUAUAUUUUGGGUUUUUUUGGCCAUCUUCAUGACUUUAUAAUUCUUGUUGUCUGUUUGUAAUUAUACAGGCUGUGACCUUUGUACUGUGUGUAAAAUAUAAGAAAGCUUAAAUGUUGACUAUUUCUUUAAUUAUAUAAAUGGACCUGUUAAAUUACAUGCAUUUAAAUUAACUACAUGACCUCGCUUUGAUCUUGUAAGUGCAUCUCAUUUCUCUUGUCAUGCUAAAUCAAUUACCCACAAUGCUGUGUAAUCUUAUCAGGCCUCGGUUGAAACUGUGAAGGCAGAGUUGUUCUACUGAAGAAUUGGAAUAUAGGCAAUAUUAUAGAGUAAUAUGGUAAUGUUUAUCCCUCAUCUCACCCAUAUUUAUAUGUAUGAAGGUAGGUUGGUUGAUAAAGAUGCAUUUUUGUUCCGAAAACCCUUUCUUAUUACAUAAUUACAUGGAGAAUGAAAUGGGCUGAUGGAUCAGUUUGGAGGUUGUGAAAUGGAUGCGUUGUCACUGGAGCUGUUUUUAAUCUGUAUUUUAAUGUCAAGUGUCACAGGCACUAGAGGGCGAGGCAGAGUCUGAUUUUCAAAUUAAGAUUGUACAGAGUUUAAACUCUUUAAUGGACAGAGGCAGAAUUUAAAAAAAGAACACAUCCUGUCAUUCUUGAAUAA
Messenger RNA from Xyrauchen texanus (razorback sucker), 4119 nucleotides. It is a transcript of the gene tubgcp3, whose product is annotated as tubulin, gamma complex associated protein 3. Gene Ontology annotation, biological process: cytoplasmic microtubule organization; microtubule nucleation; mitotic cell cycle. The record is from RefSeq and is a predicted model, not a curated record. Gene Ontology annotation, molecular function: microtubule minus-end binding; gamma-tubulin binding. NCBI's taxonomy places the organism in Eukaryota, Metazoa, Chordata, Actinopteri, Cypriniformes, Catostomidae. Gene Ontology annotation, cellular component: centrosome; spindle pole; equatorial microtubule organizing center.